GAUUUCCAAAUGCUGCUGUGAUUGUUUUCCUGUUGUUAUUUGAGCAUUUCCGAUUUGUUCUUUCCGAUCUGUAGGUUGAUGUCCGCUUUGAACACGGAAGAAAGCCUACCCGUACCCACAAAGGUGAAUCAUCCUAAAAUUCUACCAAAAUGAACCACACAAUCACCACGAUGGAUGUGAAUUAUACGCUAGCUGACAACAGUCCGUCAGCUCGUUUUUUGAGCAACAUUUCAAUCGAUCAUUCAAACACAACGGCAGUUUCCAGCAUGGACAACAUGACGGUAUUUCCGAGCACCGAGGACCCGAUGAGCGCCUCCCUGCAAACCUACGCCGACAGAGUCGUGGUAGCCGUCUUCAUAUUCCUGAUCUCACUGACCAACAUCACCGGUAACAGCCUGGUCGUCCUUGCCGUGGUGUUCAGCAAGAAGCUCCGGACGUCAACUAAUGUCUUCGUGGUCAGCCUCAGCGUGGCGGACCUGCUGGCCGGCCUAGCGGCACCCAUGAGCAGCGUGGGGUUGCUCAGUGCCGGGGAUGAGUGGCCGUGGUCUACCGAGGUUCCCUGCUCGAUAGCCGGCCUGCUUCUCUACAUCAGCUCCGCUGCCAGUCUCUUCAACUUGGCCUCAAUCGCUCUGAAUAGACUGAUCCUCAUCAAGCACCCCAUGACUCUCUAUCGUAGCAUCUACACCAGGCGCAACUUGGUCAUCAACGUGGCCGUCAACUGGCUUGUCCCCAUCUGCGCCAUGUCCCUGCCACCCCUGUUCGGCAUCGGCGGCUGGGGCUAUGACGAGCAGCAUCACUCCUGCAGCGACCUGGACACCCACCCGAAGGCCAAGACCUUCGAGAUGAUCCAGACCAUCGUCUCCUACCCGAUCCCUCUCGUCAUCAUCGUGACCAGCUACAUCAUGAUCUUCGUGCACGUCCGGCGACACUUCAAGAAACAGAAGGCCAUGCACUCUGGCAUCAGUGAUACCGCUCCCACAGGUGCCACAUCGAGCUCCAAUAGUUCCUUUGUGGUGGUAGAGGAUGCCACUGCGGCCAAGUCUGCCCACAUGGAUCGCAUCAACCGCCAGCAGCUCCAGAUCACCAAGAAUCUCUUCAUGGCCGUCUGUGCCUUCUUCGUCUGCAUCACUCCUUACUGCGUGGCGCUCUUCAUCCCCAACAACGAUCGCUUCUUGCUCUUCGGCGGCCUCUUGUUCUUCUGCAACAGCAUCGUCAACCCGAUCAUCUACGGAGCCAAGCAUCCACAGUUCAAGAAAGUGAUGCGACGCCUGAUAAAAUGCCAGUACUCGCAGAUUGAGGAGCCAUCUAACGCGCUAAAAGCUCUGAUGGCGCACAGCAAGAGGUCAGUGGGGAAGCCCACUUAAACCUAAAGAACAACAUAGAUUGAAAAUAAUCUCUAAUUCAUUUAGACUUUUAUGAGGAAGAGAGAAAACUAGAAGCAGCGCACACUAUAGACCUAAGACCUAAUGACGUAACGGCUUUGGUUACAUAAUGCGCUUUCCUAUGGGAGCGAAGUCGGGAAGCUAGACGAAGUAGGGACCGUCUACCACAUAGAAAAGCGCACAUGUAAACAAAGCGUGACGUCAUUAGGUCUCAGGCCUAUUAGUUACUGCCUGUAUAGUACUCGGCAGUACUCGGUACUCGGAAAAAAGUACUCGACUACAACACUGUCGAAGCGUCAUCUGCAACAUCACCCGAAAUUGUAAAGUAAACUAUUUUAAAAUGACUCAGACUUUGUCCAUUGUUUUGAUGAACUUCAUUCGAGUGAUCUCCUCUAUUUCAUGUUUAGUCGCAGCUAGCAGUGGUGAAAUUGCCAGGGGAGGCAUGGGGGCCAUUAUUUUUUGUUUUAAACAAUAAAAAAAUCCUUCACUUUUGUCCGAUUUCUGGUGGGCGCAAAGGCCUUGAGCGGGGCGGGUAGGGGGCGUGGCUCUCACACCCUCUUGUAAAUUAUUUAAAGCUAGGCAUUUUCGAAGGGUCUGACAAUCUUCUUUAUACCAAUCAAUACAUCUGCAGUUACACGGACAAAAAUAGAAAUUACUGGUCGCUAAAUUUUUCAGUGCAAUUGAAUACAUAUUGCUUGUCAUUAUGUAUGUUAGGAAGUUCGAAAAAUACCUAGAAAUCCGCAUUUUAUGUUUCUCAUCACCAAAAAGUGGGGGGGGGGGAUAA
This is a messenger RNA of Patiria miniata (bat star), 2166 nucleotides long. Its product is annotated as melatonin receptor type 1A-like. The record is from RefSeq and is a predicted model, not a curated record. Gene Ontology annotation, cellular component: membrane. The transcript has a single exon. NCBI's taxonomy places the organism in Eukaryota, Metazoa, Echinodermata, Asteroidea, Valvatida, Asterinidae. The coding region runs from base 150 to 1364 and encodes 404 amino acids. Gene Ontology annotation, biological process: G protein-coupled receptor signaling pathway. Gene Ontology annotation, molecular function: G protein-coupled receptor activity.